GUCACAAAGAAGACCUCUUAUAAAUACCGUGGCUCAACGUUUCUUCUUUCUCUUUAGUCAGCGAACCUCUGUGAGAUGAUGUGUAACAUCAUGUCCUUCUCAGAAAGUCGCUUUGUGAUUGCUUGCAUAGAUUCCAGUCCACCUCAUGAUGGUAGUGUUGAGACACGUGGCUUCGGAUGAUUCGCGCCAUUGGCGUUGUACGUGGACAUCUUAGUUUAAUGCGUCGGCUAUAAAUCGCAUUGAACUCGAUUACGAGUUAAAUUGGAGAUGGCAAGUUCCCAACUGCAAAAGGGUCAUAAGAGGCAAGACCCUUCUCAUUUUCUACCCCAUUUUAAUUAAUGGUUUACUUCAAUCUGAUAAUCCCAUAAAAUGAGUGACGGUCUUGGAAGUUUCAUGAAUGACUCUUCUAGUAGUAGAGAUGUAAGAAGACCAAGAAGUCCUUCUGGUGGUGUACUUUUUUUGGAAUAUGAUCUCUUGCUUUUGCAUGGAUGUCAACUAAUAUGCAAAAGUAACUUUGGAAGUUUAAAUGGUGCAGAGUUUGAGAUUUCUAUUUGGAUGUUUGUAAUGUCUAUCAAUAAAAGUGUGAAUAAACCUUAACUUGUGAUGUGUAGCUGAAUAUUCUUUUGAGACACUAGCGUGGUGCCUCACUUCGUUGUAGUCCUUCAACUGAUCAGUUGACGUGCACAUCAAGAAGUGUUUAUAUAUGCCAAUACGAGUCUUAAGAUCUUAAUUUAAUAGAAAAUGGCAUGCGUCCAACAUGUAGAGAGUGGGCCGUUGAGCUAAUAGACAAUGCUUUGCAAUACCCUCCAUCCUACACGGAUGAUCCACUCGUUUCUGCAGGAAGACCGGGUUUCCGAAACGGUUACAUGCUCCCAACUUCCGGUCUAUUGCUGAUGCUCGCUUCGUUGUAUAGUUCAGUUCAUCCCCCGAAUGAUUUUUCAGAGCGAGUUUUCAUAGAUUCGAGUGUGUCUGAAAGACGAGCUCUUCGUAUUAGCUCCGAAUCAAAUGUACGACGUUUUCACCUAGACUCGCGCAACUGUUGGAUUUAACGUUACGCGUUUAAAUGAAACUUGUAAGAUUUAUGAACAAUCGUGCACCAUCAAAUAAGAGAUAUCAGCCAACAGAAUAUGAGCACGCUGCUAACUGUGCAACACAUGCGCUCUGGAUCAUUCCCAGCAUUGUGGGUGGGAUCUUGCUGUACCUCUUAUCUGAUGACCACUGGGAGGAAAUUUCAGCAUGGCUGUAUGGAGCAGGACUAUCAAGCCUUUUCAUCAUAUCCACAGUUUUCCACACUGUCUCCUGGAAAAAGUCUCAUCUCCGAUCAGUUGAGCACUGUUUCCACAAGUGCGACAGGAUGGUGAUCUAUUUCUUUAUUGCAGCAUCCUACACACCAUGGCUGACACUGAGGGAUCUGGGUCCAUGGGCUGCCCACAUGCGCUGGGUGGUCUGGGUGAUGGCCUCUGGAGGAACUGCCUACGUCUUCUUCUUUCAUGAAAGGUUUAAAGUUGUAGAGCUGAUCUGUUACAUAGCAAUGGGUGUUUUCCCCGCUCUUGUCAUCCUCUCUAUGGCAGACAGGUCCGGUCUGUGUGAGCUGUUGGUUGGUGGUGGGUGUUAUGUGUUGGGCAUGGCGUUCUUUAAAAGUGAUGGAAUAGUGCCCUUUGCCCAUGCUAUAUGGCACCUCUUUGUUGCAAUGGGAGCAGGCAUCCAUUAUUAUGCCAUCUGGAAGUACCUGUACACACCUGUCAAUCAACCAACCAGUACGGCCCGGUGACACACAUAUGCAUACACCUAACCACAAAAUCAUUUGAAUAUAUAUUUGCCAGUGAAGUGCUAAAGUUCUACUUAUUUUUUCUGUUGUGUUUUUGCUAGCGGAUGGUUUGACUGAUGUAAUUCUUGUCACUUAUUAAUAGGUCUUUAACUAGCACAUACAACAGAGAUUACAUCUAGCCUUUGUGAGACUACAGGCAGCAGGGGUCAUUUUGGACCUGAGACCGUGUGCAAUCCUGUGACUGAUAAAGGAUCCAGAACAAGAACGUUUCUAGAAAAACUAUGGACGUAUUACACGAAGGUUUACAAUUUUUUUAAAGGUUCUGCAAAGGUAAAAUCACUGCCAGAUAUUUUUAAAAACACUCAACCUGAGUUGCGUUUCCCAAAAGCAUCACUAGCUAUCUAUGUUCACAAGUUGCAUUGAAUUUAAUUGGAAAUAACGGAACUUGCAACCAUAAUUGCUUUUGGGAAACGCACCCUCGGUUAGUAAUUUACUUGACUACAGUUUAAAGGUAUUUCUGCAAUGUUUUUAAACCGAUUUGGGAUUUAUUCUGCUAGAUCUGCCACUGCCAGUGUGGAGAUGUUCUUAUUUAUGUCAGAAAUAUGAGAACAUUUCAUAUUACUGUACACAGUAUCAAUUCUCCAUGCGUCUAGUCUAGUGCUAGUAUGUUGCAUUUUGGGGGGUGUAAUGUCUUUGGAAAAUGCCACAAGUGCUUGAAGACAAUGUCCAGGAAAAGAUUUGCCUGGACAGGUCAUCUGAUUUCAUGGUUUAAUGGAAUAUAUUAUGAUUGUGCACUGUUUUUUUUUUUUUUUUAAUUGUCUGGUAACUUUAAAGUGUGCUUCAUGGUUAUGUCUAUUAAUUGGUUUUAAUCAAGUCAAAAUAUUGUUUAAUAAUAAUACUAAAUGACUGAAUCAACUUGUCUACGUUAUAGGUGUACACCAACAAAAUACUUUUGAAGGUUAGGUCAUACAGAAAUAGCUCACUUUUUACAGUUUUAACAGUAUAUUGAGAGUUGCACGGGGCCAAUUUUUUGGCUUUUGCCCAUUUUUACUGCAUUCCAUUUCAGUGACAAUCUAAAAGUGUUUUUAUCUUAGAUGUUAUUUAUUAAUUUCAAAUUACAGCUGCUGUUGAUGUUGUAUUAAUGGUCAUUUUAUAUGAGCGCUUAAUAGGGUAGAAAACAUAAACACUUAGAGAAUGAAAGUGUCAUUUAAAGUUUUCACAAACAGGAGUAAAUACUACAUUUUGUCAGAUUCACCUCAAAUUAGUUUGAGAGUCACUAAAGACUUCCAUACCUGCAUUUUUUUCUUCUUUAAAAUGAAAUGAUUUCUUUUUUUUAUGUAGGCAUGUUUCCAUAAAAAGGGAAAUUGCUACUUUUUGUCUCACAAUUUUGACUUCUUCUCUUGUAAUAGAAAUAAAAAUAAAAUACUCAGAAUUGUGAGAUAUAUACUUAGAAUUGCCACUUUUUGUUUUGCAAUUCCAAGUAUAUAUCUCACAGGUCUGAGUUUGGAGCAACAUGAGAAUGUGGAUGAUGGCGGUAUUUUCACUUUUGUUAAAACUAUAAUACACAGUUAGCACACUUACCAUCUUCCCUUUAGUGUUUACUGGUCAAGGUUUGUAAAUUAGUUUAGUCAUCUGUUUAUUUGACUGAUCAGCCAAAGCAUUUGCUCUCAGGGUUGCCAUCUCAGUGGUUGGUACCAUCACUAUUUCUUAAGCAUUCCAUUGUUGGUGCACUGCACUCCCUUAGGCCAUACAUAUUUUAAUAACUGUUUAACACUGAAAAUAAACUUGAACAUUAUAGAUAGUAUUUUUAAUCAGGGCUAAUAAGUGAUCAGGGGCAUGUAGGUUGUUACAGCUACAGAUUGUCAAGUAAAGUUUAACGCAGAAACAACAAGUCUGCCAUUUUUACCUCUCAGACUACUAAACUGAAGUCUAAACUAAACAGGUAUUUCAAUUUGUAUGGCCUUUACAAUCAUAUAAAACUCUUAAUAAUUACCAGUUGUAACAUAAUUUUUGAACAGAACCUGUAUUUAUUGUUUUACAUCUUAAAAUAAUAGUAUUUAAUGUAUUGUGAAUGUAAGUGUUUGGUCUGUAGUUGUAAUCUAUGUGUAGACAAGCUACAAAUUCAUUAUAGUGUUGAUAUUUAUGUUCGCUGUGCUAAGAUUAAGCAUUUCGCAUGCAUCUCUUUUCGAUAGAGAUGCUAUAUUUGAUGAUGAGUGAAUUUCAACAGAAAUGUGUAUGCUAUUGAAACACCUCGCCUUAGUAAGUGAGCAUCUGUUUACGCUUUUAGUGUUGCAACACUCUGUCAGGUACGUUUUUGCUCCAUUAAGGAUUUAGAUGAUAGUAAGGGCUGUUUGUGACUUAAAGCUGCGGUAGGGAACUUUUGACGCUCUAGCGGUUAAUAAACAGAACUGCUUGUGUCUUGCGGAAGAACAUCAUAGACGGAACUACUUCUCUCUGUUUAUGUCUAUGAAG
This is a messenger RNA of Carassius auratus (goldfish), 4240 nucleotides long. Its product is annotated as monocyte to macrophage differentiation factor 2-like. The record is from RefSeq and is a predicted model, not a curated record. NCBI's taxonomy places the organism in Eukaryota, Metazoa, Chordata, Actinopteri, Cypriniformes, Cyprinidae. Gene Ontology annotation, molecular function: pore-forming activity. Gene Ontology annotation, cellular component: membrane. The transcript has 10 exons. The coding region runs from base 1064 to 1771 and encodes 235 amino acids.